Cherax quadricarinatus is the source of this 2505-nucleotide messenger RNA. NCBI's taxonomy places the organism in Eukaryota, Metazoa, Arthropoda, Malacostraca, Decapoda, Parastacidae. The record is from RefSeq and is a predicted model, not a curated record.
AAAUGAGUGAAAGAAAGUGGUGGGUGCGUGAGGUAUAUAUAGGAGUGAGGAGAUAGUGGUGUGACACUCUGGUGACAAUGGCUCGCUGCACAGCUCCAUCCUUGACUCUGCCCUUGUUUUUGCUUCUGCUGCUGCCAAGAUUCUUGGUAGAGGGAAAGAACUAUGAAGAAGAACAUCGUAACUCAAGUCAGUCGUCUCAAGCUCGCUAUUCGAGAUCGCUGUUCUUCAAGCCUAACCCAUUCAAAUACUUUAUGAAGAAGUCAGAACUGCUAAGACAUUUAUUCCCAUUUAUUCAAAUAGCUCCAGCCACCGCAAAGCCAGUAGUCUCAACAGCCGUUGAGACAUACUUAACUUCUUUUCAACCAACACAACUCAGCACUUUUCUGGCAACCAAGAAACACGGUUAUCACACUGAACAUGUAUUCCCUUCCUAUCCAGAAAGAUUAGGCACAUAUCAGGCUAUACAACCGGUUAUUUCCUAUCCCAAACAACCAGACGUAUAUCAUGGAGUACAGCCAAUCAUUUCAUAUCCAGAACAAAUUGGCCAAUAUCCAGGAAAACAGCCAGUAACAUACUAUCCAGGAAGAAUAAAUACACUUCACACAACAGAACCAGUCAAUUCCUAUCCAAAAAGAGAAGACACAUAUCUACCAUUUCGACCACUCAUUUCCUAUCCAGAAAUAGAUUAUACACAUCAUGCAGUGCAACCAAUCACUUCACAUCCAGUCACUACCUACACAAAGAAAACAAGCACAUACCAGCCAGUUACUUAUUAUCCAGAACGAAUAGCAACAUAUCCGGCUAAACUAACUGACGCUACCGAGCCAAAGAAAAUAGUCACCUUCCAGCCAACACGACUCCCAACCUUCCCAAAAAUAGUCACCUUCCACUCAACAGAACCCACAGCCAUCCAUUCACAAAAUCUAUUAACCUUACAGCGAGAGGAACAAAAUCGUUUCAAGCCAAUAAGACUAAUUAACUCAACUUCCUCUAUUCUUGGAGAAUUCCAAAGACCAGAAGAAAGCACCAGUGGAAAGUACAAUAAUUCAAUUGGUGUAGAAACGUACCAUACAACAGAGACAUUCACACCUCAGUUAAUACCAACAGUCAAAAGUACCUUUUCUAUUGAUUUAAAGAAGCAGACCACAAGAACAACACCUCUUCCACCACUCAGGCCAAACUUAUCGGCUCUUGAAACUUACGAAGUAACAACAACAACACCCAUCCAGCUAACAACACCAUUAAGCACAUAUGUAGAAUUUCGUGCAGAAUACCAGACAACAGAAACGGAGCCCAUUCAGGUAACAUCAUCCGUCACAACACAACCGAGUUCACCCAUAACUCAAACAACAACAGCAGCAAGCAUUAGUUCUCUGGUUCUGAGAGCCAACCACACUUCAGAAGCAAACAAGAUUCAGCCACCAGAGCCAAUGAUGUGUGACUAUUCAGAGUUCCACUCUGAACACAGCAUGAUCCUGCUCAACAAUACUGACUGCAAUAUCUUCGCGAGUGGAGUUUCUGAGGAGGAAAUUAAACAGAUUCUAAGAAUACAUAACAACCUCAGGUCCCAGGUAGCACGAGGAGAGGAGCAGCGUGGAGACCCUGGAUCCCAGCCACAGGCUUCCGAUAUGAAGGUCCUUCGUUGGAAUAGAGAACUUGCAACUGUAGCUCAGGCCUGGGCUAACCAGUGUCAGUUUGAACAUGACGGUGAUGACCAGCGCAGAAUCUGUUCUCGUGACUACGACGUGGGCCAAAACUUGUUUUAUGAAUGGAGCCAUUAUCCGUACCCGAACUGGAACAAAGCUCUUCUUCAGUGGUACGAUGAGGUGGCCAACUUUCCUAAUACUUAUGUACAGAGAAUCCCAGACAGCGACUCCCAGAGAGAGAUUAGACACUAUACACAGAUGAUAAGAAGUGAGACGCGGGAGGUAGGCUGCGGGGCCGUGUACUACUCCCCUUUUGUGGGUGGUAUCAGCAGGUUGUAUGUAUGUAACUACGGCCCCUCCAACCAUAAACUCGGGGAACCAUUAUACAAGGAAGGUCUCCCUGCCACAGAGUGUGGAUCCAGCCCUCCUUCCACACUUUUCCAAGGUCUCUGUGACUAAAACUCAAAUCAUAUACUGUUGAACAAGUGCUGGAGAAUGUAUCUCAUUCCUUAGGUCACCCUGAAUUCAUGUGAAACUAUCAUUAUGUGGUAAAAAAAAAAGGUGAGAUAUCAUUUACUACGUUAAUUUACAGAAAGACUGUAUUUACAUGUUUACCAACUAAAUUUUCUCCGGUUAUACUAAUUUAAUUCAAUAAAAAUUUAAUAAUAAUCCUACAGUUGGGAUGACAAAACCAUUUUUUUUUGUUUUGUUAAAAUUUAAACAUUGUGGUCUGCGUUUAAUAGAAGCAGAAUUUUGUCUAUGUGUCUAAGUUGGUAAUGAAGUGGGAGUAAACUCAAUCACUCUUCAGGAAUCUGAAAAAUCCGUGAUAGCUUUCCUUUUAAUAAACGUUUUUGAAUUC